Molecule: messenger RNA, 2365 nt
Organism: Phanerochaete carnosa HHB-10118-sp
Lineage: Eukaryota; Fungi; Basidiomycota; Agaricomycetes; Polyporales; Phanerochaetaceae
Exons: 18
Coding region: 92-1162 (356 amino acids)
Cellular component (GO): nucleus
Molecular function (GO): phosphoprotein phosphatase activity; protein binding
Source: RefSeq, a predicted model, not a curated record
CCAUCGACCGGCCAACGCUUCUACCAAAUCGCUCACGCACCUUAGUUUUUUCACCGUUGUAGGCUACACUUUCUUAGUCCCAGAUCUUGCCAUGGCAUCCGCCGGUGAUGAAGGCCAAGCAGAGGCCAUAGUAGAGGCGACAGAAAUCACCGCUCUAAGCGAUGCCGCAGAAACGGAAGAAUGGAUUCAUUUGAGCUUCACAUGGCAGGGAAAGCCGUUUGAGAUCGACAUUGCUGGGUCGGAUAGGGUCUUCGAUCUGAAGGCGACCUUGUACAGCUUGACAAACGUCCCGCCAGAACGGCAGAAGAUCCUUGGCCUCGCCAAAGGCAAGCUGCCUCCUGAUGAGGUAUUGAUUCAUAACUUGGGCCUCGUACCUGGGAAAAAGUUUUCCUUGAUCGGCACCCCUGAAGGCGACGAAAUCAAGGAUCCAUCUAAUCUGACAUCCCUUCCGGACGUCGUCAACGACUUGGACGUCGAUUUUUCCGCAGAUCCGCAGGCUGCUGCUGCAUAUGCGAAUGACCACCGCAAUCGCCGAAAGGUUAAAGAACACACCGACCAACUGAGCGUAAACGUUAUUGCUCCACUUCGUGAGGGAAAGCGGCUACUCGUACUCGAUAUUGACUACACUAUUCUCGAUACCAAGCCUCUCACGACCGGAUCCCUGCCGCCACAGGAAUGCGCGCGACCAGGGCUGCACGACUUCCUCGAGGCUGUACACCCAUACUAUGAUAUCUGCAUAUGGUCCCAGACCAGCUGGAUCUGGCUGGAGACAAAGCUAGUGGAGCUUGGCAUGCUCGGUGGGCCACAUAAUUAUCAGGUAUCCUUUGUACUCGACAAAACGUCAAUGUUUACCGUCUUUUCAACGAAAGAUGGCAAGCCAUACAAGCAUUCCGUUAAAGCGCUGCAAAUCGUUUGGAACCACUUUCCGCAAUUUGGUCCCAACAACACCAUACAUGUUGACGAUCUUGGCCGUAAUUUCGCGCUGAAUCCCAACCAAGGGCUCAAAAUACAUGCAUUCAAGGAAGCACACAAGCCAGAAGCGCAGGCAGACCGAGAACUCUGGAAAGUCUCGAAGUAUCUCAUGCAUAUCGCGCGGACGUAUGACGACUUCUCGGCGCUGAAUCACAAGGACUGGAAAAAUGUCAUAAGGAGGUUGCAGUAGCGUUUCAAGUUAGAACUCUGAGGACGUGCUUCUGUUUCAGUCUUUACCAUGGUGAUGACGACAUCAUCGACGCCUAGAGCUCGGGUUUUCAAACCUGUGCCUCCUUGGUUGUAGGACACUAGCUCUUCGCAUCGGCAUGUCUCUCCACAACGCCAGUCUGUGAAUCGUCCGACGCGUCGAGUCACGUCCCAGUCACCGAACACCACGAGCGCGUUACGGGCUGAAGGUGGGGCUUUCGCCACUUAUUUCAUUCUCCGUUCUCGGCUGGCUAAUGCAUGCACAAUUGACGUUGUAUGCCACUGAAGCGAUUUUCUGGUAUAUCGUCCGGAACACGCCACAUCCAGCAGGCGUCAUGACCAAGCUAAAACUCCAAUAGCACGGGAUUACGAAGCAACGGGGGAUGGCUGUAGGUGGGCCGGAGAUUACAACAAAGACACCGAGGAAGAGGAGACGGACCUCGCGACUAAAUCAGCUGGAGGAUUCGCAAACAGUCCUUACAACAUCCACUGAAGGAAGGGGAGCUACGACUUGUAAGGUGUCGAUCAGACGAUCGUGGACGGCCGUGCUCUAAGAGCUGUCGCCGCAGCCAUGCAGGUUUGGUCAAGUUCUUGAACCAAGUGCACAAGUGCUACAACAGUGCUACAACAUCUGUGUUUGGUCGCAGAGGCCCUAGCAUACGCCCAUGACGAUAUUAGAAGUGCUGGACGACUCGGCUGAUGAUUGGGCAACCAGUCCCCGGAAGCACUCUUCGCCAGUGUUGCGGGCUAAGCCCCUUGCGGACUUCAGGCCUAUUUGUUAGCAGCACUGUCACGACCGGCUCUAGAUGCGUUGUGCCGAACAUCUGGCUUUUGCAGCUCUCAACGAGUACGCCAUAUUCGAAGCGAUAAACAAGGGCAAUCAGAUGAUGCAUUUAGUCAAGGCACUCCGGAUCAUUUGGGACCAUUUUUCGCAGUGCGGUCCGCAUAAUAUCAUCCACGUCGAUAACCUCGCACGUUACGGUCACGCGACCUAUUUUUCCGCGACCCUGGCCCAGGCGUCCCGUGAACGUCGAAACUUAGCGAUGAACCCAAAGCAGGAGCCGUACGUCAAGCCGCUGAGGAAUGCAGGUACUGCGGCGGCUGCGGACGGCCGCGAGUUGGGGAAGGUUGGGCAGUAUCUGGCGCAUAUUGUGCAGACGUGUGAUGACCUCGCGAAGCUGAGGCG